AACAUGUGAGUAUAAAGGUUGUUUCUUGUUCCUUGUAUUGUUUUUGAGUUUUUGUUCAAAAUGUAGGAAUUAAGUAAGAAAAUUAUGGCGGAGGACAAAGCAUUCGUGUCUUUUAUAUGCCAGAGGUGCUCCCAAAGUCUGAAACUCGACGAUUCGCUAAAUUCAUUUAGCGAACACAUCUCGGCAGAGUUAAAUUUGCCCAUACAUUCCAACAUUGAUGUAGACCUAGAGUCCCAAGCAAUUAGCUUUGACCAUUAUGUCCCACCAUGUAGGCUCUCUGAUUCUAGGAAUCCUACCAGUGGCUUUAUGCUUAUUUCUGAUGAAAAUGAGGUUGAUCUAUUAAGCCAUCAAUUUAAAGCAAAAGCUGCUUUAUUUGAUCAUCUAUCGGGGACAUCAACUAUUGACCAUCCAUUAUGUGAAGAAUGUACUGAUUGUUUAAUAGAAAUCUUAGAGCAAGAGCUGGAUAGUACACAGAGGGAUUUUGAUGACUACUGUCAAUACUACAAAGUGCUUCAGCAAGAGAAAACCGAGCCAAAAUUAGCAGAUUUCGAAAAGGAGUUAAGUUCUCUUACUGAAGAGGAAAGCAGACUGCUAGAAGAACUAGCUGCAUUGAAGAAGGAAGAAGAAGAUACUGUUAAGGAAAUAGAAGAACAGGAAAAGAUCUCAAAGAAGAUAACCCAAGAGGAAAACAAAUAUUGGAAGGAGUAUGUUCGACAUAAGAGGGAAUGGCUGGUUGCCGAAGAUGAAGCAAGAAGUUUAAAAUGCCAGUUAGCAACUGCACAGGCCCAUCUGGACAAACUGAAACGAACCAACGUGUUUAACGCGACUUUCCAUAUAUGGCACAAAGGACACUUUGGUACCAUUAAUAAUUUCUGUCUGGGCACCCUCCCAUCGGCUCCCGUUAGUUGGCAAGAAAUCAACACUGCCUGGGGUCAGACUUGUUUGUUAUUGUGUGCCUUGGCAAGGAAAAUUAAUUUGACAUUUGAAAGGUACCGAUGUGUGCCGUAUGGAAGUCACAGUUAUUUGGAAGUCUUUGCAGAGAAUAAUAGAAAAGUCCCACUCUACGGCUCAGGAGGGCCAAAGUAUUUAUGGGAUAUGAAGUUUGAUGUGGCAAUGAUGGGAUUCCUAGACUGUCUUCAACAGUUAACUGAAAAAGUUGAAGAAUUAGAGAAAAACAAUCGAGUUUUCCGCUUUCCGUAUCGUAUAAGCAACGGCAAAAUUGAGGAUUCUGAUAACGUGAAAUAUAUUUUAAGAGUGACAAUCAUGAGCGAGGAGCAAUGGACAAAAGCCUUAAAGUUCAUGCUAACUAAUCUAAAAUGGGGAUUGGCAUGGGUCGCUUCGCAAUUUGAUAGUAACGGCGAAGAGGUUCCUCCCUUACAAAAUUAGGAAUAUAAAUGUUUCAGUAAAUAAUUAAUUAUUUAACUAUUAUUAAUCGUAGCAUAUUAUUUUGUUAUAUAUAGUUAAUUUGUUGUAUAUUGUAAAUAGUUAUUAUUAAUAUUGCAUGUGCCUAAACUGAUAUGAAUAAAUUUAAAAUUUAA
Messenger RNA from Anthonomus grandis grandis, 1538 nucleotides. RefSeq names its product beclin-1-like protein. Gene Ontology annotation, cellular component: phosphatidylinositol 3-kinase complex, class III, type II; phosphatidylinositol 3-kinase complex, class III, type I; phagophore assembly site. Bases 85 to 1386 code for a protein of 433 amino acids. Gene Ontology annotation, biological process: cellular response to nitrogen starvation; autophagosome assembly; late endosome to vacuole transport. The transcript is spliced from 8 exons. NCBI's taxonomy places the organism in Eukaryota, Metazoa, Arthropoda, Insecta, Coleoptera, Curculionidae. The record is from RefSeq and is a predicted model, not a curated record.